Hirsutella rhossiliensis is the source of this 432-nucleotide messenger RNA. RefSeq lists its product as uncharacterized. The transcript is spliced from 3 exons. The record is from RefSeq and is a predicted model, not a curated record. The coding region runs from base 1 to 432 and encodes 143 amino acids. NCBI's taxonomy places the organism in Eukaryota, Fungi, Ascomycota, Sordariomycetes, Hypocreales, Ophiocordycipitaceae.
AUGGGCAUAGAGGCCCCCAUCGCCGGUUACGGCAUUGAGACGGUUCAGUGGAAGGUAGAGGUCUCUCCCGGGAGAAACGAGAUACUCAACGGCACGGUCCAGGAGGUCCACGCGCAAAUCCUCGACAUCAACCCCGACUGGAAACCCCCCAAGGCUUAUGCUGCCUGGAGGAGAGAAGCCUCAAGGCUAAGCGCACCACCGUUAUUUGCGGCGCCUGGAGGAAGGCCGAGAAAAGUCAGCUGCGCCAACGAUGCGGCCAUCUGGUGGUGCAACGAUAACACGCACACCCAUACCCUCGACACCUACAACAAGAUUGCGGAUAGCGCCCAGCACAUUGUCAAUAUGUGUGCCGGCCAUUUCGUCCAGUGGGUUUCGGGCCAGAACUUUGAGUCGAACAACUGGAACACAAUCGUCCGCGGUGACGAUUGUUAG